GGGAGGGAGGGAGGAGAGGGGAGGGAGGAGGAGGCUCCUCCAAUGAGGGAUUGGUGAGAGUCUGGGAGCGGCGGCUGGUGGUGGUGUUGGGGAAAGAACACACGUCGCUCCGGGGGGGAAGCAGUGAGAGCGUAAAGGCGCAAACCCAACGCCGGAGCUUUUGGGGGAGACUGAGGCACAGCAUCAGCGGUGGCACCGAGUGAGCGAGCAAGUCUCCAUUGAAGUGACCUUAUCAAGUUUGAAUGCACGGCCAUGUGAACUUCGUGAAAAGAAACAACCGCACCAGUCACGUGGAUCUCGAGAAAUGGAAGCACAAUUAAUCAAAUAAGAUACGUUAAAGUUUUCAGCUGUCGUCAUGACUACCUCACACAUGAAUGGGCACGUCACAGAAGAUUCUGAUGGUGAGGCUAAGAACAUGGACCUCUCAUCCCGUGAUGAACCACCAAGACACAGGGAAAUGGCUGUGGAUUGUCCUGGUGACCUGGGUUCCAGGACUUUGCCAAUCCGUCGGAGUACACAGUUGGAAAGGAUUCGUCAACAACAGGAUGAUAUCCGACGCAGGCGAGAAGAGGAGGGAAAGAACCAAGAACUUGAUCUUAAUGCUUCUAUUCGAUUGAAGAAACUGGCACAAGUUCAGCCCAAAGUGGGCAUUGAUAAUCCUACAUUUGAUAAAGAGGAAGACUUUGUACUAGAGGGACCGAGCAGUGCAGUUAAAGUUCUAGAAGUGGAAGAGCUGCUGUCUUCUCUAAAGCACAUACAACAAAGCUUGGUUGAUCCUCAGAGUGAGGAAGAUGUGAAGCUCGUUUUGCAGUUGGUUCAAAACCAGGACUUCCAGAAUGCUUUUAAUAUCCACAAUGCCGUGGCUGUACACAUGAACAAGAUGAGCCCACCUUACCCUGUUAAUUCCACUGCUCAGGAGCUGUCUCAAGAGGUUCAAAAGGUUUUGACACUCAGUCACCAGAAGGAUGGACAAGAACUUACUGCUCUUCUUGCUUCUCCGCACUUUGAAGCGUUGCUUCUGGCCCACGAUGGAGUAGCACAGCAGGAAAUGCUACUGGAACCAGCGGUAGAAGAUCAUGUUUAUGAGAGAGUAGCACAGUAUGGAGGAGAGACUGUGAAAAUUGUUCGAAUUGAUAAAGCUCGUGAUAUUCCCCUUGGUGCAACCGUACGAAAUGAUGUGGAAUCUGUAAUUAUCAGUCGUAUAGUGAAGGGAGGUGCUGCAGAGAAGAGUGGCUUAUUGCAUGAAGGAGAUGAAGUCCUUGAAAUAAAUGGAAUUGAAAUUCGUGGAAAAGAUGUCAAUGAGGUUUUUGAUUUGCUGGCUGAUAUGCAUGGAACUCUCACCUUUGUACUGAUUCCCUGUCAACAGAUGAGGAAUCCUCCUGCUAAGGAGAUGGUGGUGCAUGUGAAAGCUCAUUUUGAUUAUGAUCCCUCGGAUGAUCCCUAUAUUCCUUGUCGUGAGCUGGGACUGUCUUUCCAAAAAGGAGACAUACUUCAUGUAAUCAGUCAAGAAGAUCCUAACUGGUGGCAGGCUUACCGAGAUGGAGAUGAAGACAAUCAACCUUUAGCUGGACUUAUCCCAGGGAAAAGCUUUCAGCAACAAAGAGAAGCAAUGAAACAAACCAUUGAGGAAGACAAGGAGCCAGAGAAAUCGGGUAAACUUUGGUGUGCUAAGAAAAAUAAGAAGAAGCGGAAGAAGGUUUUAUACAAUGCUAAUCGGAAUGAUGACUACGACAAUGAUGAGAUCCUGACGUAUGAGGAAAUGUCACUCUAUCACCAGCCUGCGAGCAGGAAACGGCCAAUUGUUUUGAUUGCCCCACCCAACUGUGGCCAGAUCGAACUCCGACAAAAACUCAUGGAAAGUGAGGCUGAUCGAUUUGCUGCUGCCUUACCUCAUACAACUCGUCCUACGAGAGAUCGUGAAGUAAAUGGACGUGAUUACCUUUUUGUAACACGCCAGUUUUUUGAAGCUGACAUAUUAUCCAACAAGUUCAUUGAACACGGGGAAUAUGAGAAAAAUCUUUAUGGCACCAGCAUCGAUUCAGUACGGCAAGUGAUCAACUCUGCGAAGAUCUGUCUAUUGAGUUUGCACACACAGUCUCUGAAGAUUCUCCGCAAUUCAGAUUUAAAACCUUACAUAAUAUUCAUUGCGCCACCUUCCCAGGAGAGAUUACGUGCGAUGUUGACCAAAGAGGGGAAAAAUCCUAAGCCAGAAGAUCUGCGAGAUAUCAUAGAAAAAGCGCGAGAGAUGGAACAGAACUACGGCCACUAUUUUGAUUCGGCUAUUGUCAAUACAGACUUGGAAAAGGCAUACCAGGAGCUAAUCCGUCUCAUAAACAAACUUGACACAGAGCCUCAGUGGGUUCCAUCUACAUGGCUUCGGUGAAAAAAAACGGUCAAGUCACAGAUUUGCUGUGGAGCAGUCUGCCCGAAAGAUCAUUGCUUUUUUUAAAAUGAAAGGCAGUGCUACAAAUUAAAUUUCAACUAUUGAAAAAAAAGUGACAUUCCAUUUCGUACCAGCACUUGGUGGUAGCAAUAUUCAUAUAAUUACUAUAAUGCUAACUAUUUAUAAUGUAAAUAUAGAUUCACUUCUAGCAGUAGCUGUCUCUGAAUCACACUGCACAUAAUCCAGCCUAUACUGAUUUAACCUUUAGCUGUGGUAUUUUUAUACGCGAUUUGUGAAAUGUAAGCCUUUCUUGAGGGGAAAGGGGAAGAGAUGGGAGUCAUCUUGUGUCAAGCAUUGUGUCUUAAAGACUUUUGUAGGGAUUAUGUAUGUAGAUGACAGAGUAUAUUUUUAUGACCUAAAACUGAAAUUCACAAAUUCCAUCAUUUUAGAUUUUUGUAUUAUGAUAGAUUUGUUCGCUCAUUCAUGUAAGCAGAAAAACAUCAGUUUUGAGGCUAGUGAAAAUGGAAGGCUUUGAUGGUACAUCUUUUAAGAAUGUUUGUGUGAAGCUGAGUGAUGAAGACCUAAUAGGUUGUCUUUUAUGAAAUCCGUAAUGUUCAAUCAAAGACUGGAAUAGAAUUAUUGAAUGUAACUACUGUACAGUAAGGCAAUAAUUGGCGCAACAGGCAACACAAACUGCCUUUUUAAAAACUAAUGAUCCUUAAAUGUGAAUGUUUUUAUUUAAUAUAUGUAUGUACUUGAGUCCUUAAAUUGAAGUCCAGUCAUACGCAACCUUGUUUAGUAACAUUAUUUUGUGUUUUCCUUUGAGAGUUGCAAUGUUUUUAAACACUGGAAUUUCAUGAUUCUGUUCAUUCAUUGCUGGAAUAGGCUGAACAGUCCCUAAUGAAUGAUGUAUGUUUCUUAAUUUUGUCUAUACUGUAUUUUGUAUAAAUAAUUGUUUCAGUAUUAAAAGGCACUGGAAAUUGUGUGCUUUUGUGGCUUUGCCGCUUAUCUGCUUGUACUAAAGCAAGAAAGGCCUUGGAAUGGUUGACGUCAUGUGGGCAAUGGGAAAUAUCUAUUGAUAUCAGUGAGCAAUAACAACACAUCAGG
Callorhinchus milii (elephant shark) is the source of this 3490-nucleotide messenger RNA. RefSeq names its product protein associated with LIN7 1, MAGUK family member a (gene pals1a). Gene Ontology annotation, cellular component: adherens junction; plasma membrane. Gene Ontology annotation, biological process: establishment or maintenance of polarity of embryonic epithelium; morphogenesis of an epithelial sheet; establishment or maintenance of epithelial cell apical/basal polarity. The transcript is spliced from 14 exons. The coding region runs from base 356 to 2383 and encodes 675 amino acids. Gene Ontology annotation, molecular function: protein binding. The record is from RefSeq and is a predicted model, not a curated record. NCBI's taxonomy places the organism in Eukaryota, Metazoa, Chordata, Chondrichthyes, Chimaeriformes, Callorhinchidae.